This is a messenger RNA of Symbiodinium sp. CCMP2456, 2030 nucleotides long. The record is from the annotation of a GenBank genome assembly. NCBI's taxonomy places the organism in Eukaryota, Dinophyceae, Suessiales, Symbiodiniaceae.
GCCUUCCGCAUCCCGCGGCAAACGAGCUCCUUCUUCUACGGAGGCAUUCCUUCAAGGGGGAGUAGUCUCGAGACGAUGAGGAUGGGUGCAGUCCAGUCCUUGCGGGCGAGCCGAAUCGUGGCUGUGACCUCCUCUGGCAAAGCCUCAGAAGGGGAUGCAUCUGCUGCGGCUCAGCGGAGACUCCAGAUCUCACCUCUGUCCUCGAUCUCGUGGCCAUCAGAGCUUCGGAAACGGGUCCGGAUGAGCCGGUGGGAUAGGGCGUUGAUGCUGGUCCUCAUUGGUACCCUUACCGGUUUCACGAGGAGCUUCCUCGUGUUCGACACGGUGUGGAUCCAGCGGGGCCUUUAUGACGAGUCCAAUGAGUGGUGGAAUUUGGGUACCAGCAUCUUCACUGCUUUGGCCGCUUCGGCGGUGGUGUCGAAGAGUGGCUGCAGCUGGUCUGGAAGCGGCCUCCCCGAGGUGAAGACCAUCUUGGGCGGUUUCGUGAUGGAUGACGUGCUGUCAUUUGGAGUACUCCUCUCCCGAAUGCUGGGCCUGGCGAUCGCUCAGGCCUCGCAGCUGAUGCUGGAUGUUCAGGGAGCUGUGAUCCAUGUAGCUGCCUGCUGGGCUGACCUGUGUUCACGCUGUGGCAGCAAGAGCUUUUCGAACGAGGCCAACAGGCGUGCACUGAUCAGCGCUGCCUGCGCUGCCGGCGUCUCCGUCGCCUUUGGAGCUCCCUUAGGCGGGGUCUUGUGGAGCUAUGAGCAGAUGAGCAGCAAGUUCACGCAGCAGACCUUGAUCAUGGCCUUCAUGGCAUCCAUCAUCGCCAAGCUCGCCCUUCAGGAUCUUGAGUCCGGAACAGGCUCGCAGCAAGCGUUUCGAGCGAUGAAGUUAGAAGGGUCCGCCGCCCGACAUUUGCCCGGGGCGCUGCACUUUGUCUUUUUCGCACUGCUUGGCGUCCUGGGGGGUCUUUUGGGCGCCGGCUUCGUCUAUGGCAACCUGCAGGUUAGCCGACAACGGGCACGGUGGGGUUGGACCACGGGAUGGAAAGCUGCUGCUUUGGUAGCCGCUGUCGCGGCCGUGAAUUUCGUCGUAGCACGAAGAUCGCAUCUCCUUGAGAUCAAUGAAGGACUCGCUCUCCAGGGACUCUUCACGAAUUGCGAGGUCGCGUCUGAUCCGAUUGGCUACUGCCAGGAUGGCGAAAUCGUCUGGAGCGCAGACCUCAUGAGGACCCUCUUCAUCAGCGGACUCCUCUCCUGGUUGCUCAUGACCAUCACCUACGACAUCGGAAUCCCAGGCGGCUAUUUCUUCCCCUCCCUCUUGGUGGGCGCCUGCUGUGGGCGAGGCUCAGGCCUCCUUGCUGAGUGGGUCAACAGCCAGUUCGACCUUGGAGCAACGAUUCAGCCAGGAAUCUUUGCUAUGGUCGGUGCCGUGGCAACCCUGGCGGGCGUCUGUCGAGUCCACAUCUCUCUGGUGGUGGUCAUGUUCGAGCUGACAGGCGCUCUUCAGCUGGUGGUGCCGUUCAUGGUCGCCAUCAUGAUCGCCAACUGGACCGGGAAUGCGUUCACCUGCAGCAUCGAUGACUGCCACAUACGACGUCGCGGUUAUCCGCACUUGUGUGGAUGCGACAGAGUGUUCAAGAGUCGGGCAUGUGACAUCAUGGACGAGGAGUUGGUCUGCCUGACCUGUGGAGCGGCCAGAGUGUCAGAACUGCUGGAUCUUGUGCGGCAGACCCCAUACGGAGGGUUCCCCCUGAUCCAAUCCCCGGAGAAGCGCACGUUAUUCGGAUACAUCGCCACGGCGGUUCUUCGGAGCCAUCUCGAGGGGCUUCCAUCGCGUGUCCUUGCGCAAAAUCCCUUGGUAUCGUUCGACAGGGAUGUCGCCAAGGAGUCAGGAGGUCGGAUUCUAGACUUCUCGCCGCUCGUGGACCCGACGGUUAUUCAGAUCGUGCCACAAACACGCCUUGAGCAGGUUCACCAAAUAUUCCUCGGGCUUGGUCUCAACCUGGUGCUUGUCUGCAGCUUCGGUGAGUUGGUCGGGAUGAUCACGAA